This is a messenger RNA of Myxozyma melibiosi, 3036 nucleotides long. RefSeq lists its product as uncharacterized. The record is from RefSeq and is a predicted model, not a curated record. Bases 327 to 2843 code for a protein of 838 amino acids. Lineage: Eukaryota; Fungi; Ascomycota; Lipomycetes; Lipomycetales; Lipomycetaceae. The transcript is spliced from 2 exons.
CAGAGAUUCGGCUAGAUCGCGCCUAGCGCCGGGGCCACUGCCAGCGAUCAGCUCGGGGAUUAGCCGGGGAUGAUACAUCACAUUCCCUCCUCCUUCUCUGCUCUCUUUCUAUCCCUGUUCUACUCACAUCCAGACUCACGUCCAGGAUCAGCAUCAUCUGAGGGCGGCUGACCGAGUGCUCCUCGGGAGUCCCGUUCUUCUUCAACAAUGUCGCUAUCGUCUAUCUUGAAAGCGGCUGAUGAGGGCUCACGAUAUCGUUCCACCUCGUAUAUAAUACAUCCCUGCCCCUCCCCCUCCUCCCCCUCCUUCUCCACCUCAUCAUCACCAUGAGCGACGUGCAAUCCCCCACCAGUCUCGCCUACGCGAAGUCCUUCGAGAUCAAAAAGCUAGACGACGAUGCCCUACGCGUCCCCCUCGCCCACUACAAAUCCGCCUUCUUCACCCUCCCCUCAGACUCCACCGUCUCCACCACAACCACAACCACCUCCACCGCCGCACACCUAAAAACCCAACUCUUCUCUCUCUGGCAAACCCACACCCCCGUCGUCAGCCUCAACGUAUCCCGCCUCAAGAACGCAAAGUCCCGCGAACAGUACGCCCGCAUCCUCGCGCAAAGCCUACCGCUUGACAAAGACGCGAUCGAGCAGCAAAACCUCUCGCUCAAAGUGAAAAACAACCCGCUGCUGGUGACGCUCAAGCAAGUGUUUGCGAACCUCUGGUACGCGGCCAAUCUCGGGCGCAACCUCGUCGAUGGCGCGGAGAUCACGCAGACGAUGGAGGACGUCACGACUGGGACUUGGAAAGAGCCUGAUCUGGACCCGGAGAAUGAUACAAGCAGCACGAACGUCAAGGUCGCGCAUAUCGGCUGGAUCGCGUUGUUUUGGCCGAUCUUCCUGGUGGGCUAUAUCCUCGUCUACGGGACUAUCUCGGCCGUGCAGCUGCUCUAUGUGUUUUUGCAUCCGGCUGUGAAGAAGAAAGUCGCAAAGCAGCUGUGGGCGGAUAUCAAGAGCACAGACGAGCUGGACAAUUUCUAUUACAAGAAGGCUGCUGAUAAAGACAGCGAGACAAGCAAGGCGUUGAGGGAGGCUGUUGACAAGUACUUUGAUAAGAUUAGGGCGAUUAUCAAUUAUAAGAGCCCAACCAGUACCGACGAGGGAAGCGACGAUACUCUCACCGCCAACACGACGGCCUCUACUUCCACGACGGCCUCCACCACCACCCCCACCCCCGACUUCUCCUUCAACCCCGAUCCGCUAAACUCGACCUCGCCCGCCGCAAACGACCUGCUGAAAUGGAACCUGACCGCCGCGGACUUCAAGGGUCUUUACAAGCUCACCGACGACGAGAAGAAGAAAGUUCGUGAGGAGAUUGACUUGAUUCAAAGGAUCUUUUUGAAUUCGCAAAAGGUGAGGUUUAGUCAGAUUAGAGAUCGCUGGGCGAUGCUGGGGUUGGGUAAUACCCCUGCCGAUGGUGACGCUACUACUGCUGAGAAAUACUACACGACUUAUCAUAUGCUCGUGCAUGAUGAUUCAAUCUCGGGCUGGCUUGCCAAAUUUGCGGAUCAGAAGACUGCCAACUUUGCGGAUGGGAAGACUGCACCAAAAGCUGCAAGCAUGAAUGCGCCUUCCCCCACCUCUACUAUUCACUCGUCUGCAUCGAAAACCGGGAGUACUGGUGCGCCUUCCUCCCCCAGCAGUGGGGAUACCGUCGGCAGCAACACGAUCGCUGAUAUUAGCAAGGUCGAGAAAGGACUGGGCACCCAGCCAGGAGAUUUGAGCGCCGACGAAGGGCAAUCUGAUUCCACCCGCGGAAGCGCUGCAGCUGAUACUCUCGUAACGACUACUACCCCUGUCGCUGAUCCAGCGGCUUCCGCCCCCGACAUUGCUUUGGCUGGUCUGGUCUGCCGAAUCGCAUUCAACAGCCUGACAGCCGUGAAAAAGAUCCCCACGACCCAAGAUAGCGCCGCCCCCUCGAGCGUGCCCCUCGCCGCCCCCACGCGGACGAUCCACAAGACCCUCUUCUCGAACGGCGACAUCGACGAAUUCCUCGCGACCACGAUCCCCAACUUCAUCACCCCGCUGAGCAUAGCCUGGGGCGCGAGCAGCACGAUUCUCGGCUACGUCAAGAGCUCGGCGUACUCCGCCGAGGCCAAGACGCGCGCGGGCUACUUCUUCUCCGCGCUCUCGCUCUACUCGACCUUCAUCGUGCAGAUCGGGUUCGCGUACACGCACACGCUCGUGUUUGGCGACAACUUCAAGUCGACCGGGUAUAUCCCCACGCUGAGCAAGAACGUGAGCAGCACGAACUGGUACGUGUUUGACACGUACUAUACCUACCUCAGGCGGCAGCGCAACUUGCUCGCGGCCGCGCUCGAGAAGGCGGAUACGGACCUCGUGUUUGAUGACGACUCGGGGUUCACGGACGCGAACAGCAAGAUCACGCUUGCGCUGACGACCGUCGUGUGUUCUUCAAUCUCCGACAUCGUGCUCGAGUCGAUCGCCUACCCAAUCACCUCCUCCUCCUCCUCUACUACAAGCACAACGCAACAAGACCUAAUCUACCUCGUCCCGGGCGACACCGACUUCAUCGUCAAAAAGCUCGCAGACAAGAACCAAUUCGGCCUCUCGCUGCUUUCCGUCCUGCGGUUUUUCUCGCUGCAGUGGGUUGGCUAUGCUGAUACUAGCGUCCACCAGUUUACGCACUUUGAGGUCGACAAGGUGUCGACGAAGAGUGAGGUGGCGAAGGAGAAAAUGUUGGAUGGGCAGUGGGUUUAUGUUAAUUGCAGGGCGAGUGCGAGUGCGAGUGCGAGUGCUCAGACUGCUUCUGCUCAGAUUGCUGCAUGAGCUUUCGUCUGCUGGUUUUUGAGACUGCCUUGUUUGUCGAAUGUUGAUGCGAUUGUUCAUUGUUGUUUCUAGCGUGAGAUAUGUAGGCAGUAACGUCUUGUGUGGCUGUAGUUUGGAUAGUUUGUUGAAUUUUGUAAUGUAAUAGUAAUAGUAAUAGUAAUAGUAAUAGUAAUAGUAAUAGUAAUAGUAAUAG